AUGGCGCUCAGGGAAGAGUCAGAAGGAAGGUCGCCGCCUCUUGGCAUUAAAUUAUUGCCCACAUUAGAAAACAUCAACAGGAAUUUAGUUUAUAAGAUUUAUAUUGUCAUCUUCACAUUCUUAUGCUACACAUCUUAUCACCUGUCAAGAAAACCAAUCAGUGUUGUCAAGAGUGUCCUCCAUCAUAACUGCUCAAUCUUACCAAAUGGCACUUUUGAUCCUUCACUCAUCAAUUCAACUAUCUGUGAUUGGAAACCAUUUGAUGGCACAAAUGCUCAAGAACUUCUUGGAAGUUUAGACUAUGCAUUCCUGUUUAGUUACGCAAUUAGCAUGUUUAUUAGUGGCCAUGUUGCCGAACGGAUGAAUUUGCGGUAUUUCCUCAGUGGAGGAAUGCUGCUGAGUGGAAUUUUCACAGCUGCGUUUGGACUUGGCAAAAUUUUUAACAUCCACAACAUUAUUUUUUACAUUCUCAUUCAGAUAAUCUCUGGUGUUUUCCAAGCCACUGGCUGGCCAAGUGUUGUAACCUGUAUGGGGAAUUGGCAUGGCAAAGGAAACCGUGGCCUGAUAAUGGGUUUCUGGAACUCUCACACUUCUGUUGGCAAUAUCCUUGGAUCUGUGGUUGCAGGAGAAUUUGUGGAUAGUAAUUGGGGCCUGUCAUUUAUAGUUCCUGGCUUAAUCAUUUUCAUUUUGGGAAUUUUUGUUUUCUUUUUCUUAGUUCCAAAUCCAGAAGAUGUUGGUUGCUCACUUCCUGAUCAAGAACCUGAAAACUCUGUUAAUAAAAUACCACCAACAGAAAAUGAGCCUCUGCUGGGAUCUGGACAAAGCAGUGAAGAGUCUGGAAAUCAGGAAAACAAGAAAGCUAUCUCCUUUUGGGGUGCUCUAAAAAUACCUGUAAGUACUCUUUUCUUUUUUUUUCUCCUUCUCUUUCCCCUUCUCUUUUUUCUCUCUUUCUUUCUUUUUUCUCCCCCCCUUUUCCCUUUUCUCUCUUUUUCCCUUUUCUCUCUUUUUCCCUUUUCUCUCUUUUUCCCUUUUCUCUCUUUUUCCCUUUUCUCUCUUUUUUCUUUUUCUCUCUUUUUUCUUUUUCUCUCUUUUUUCUUUUUCUCUCUUCUUUCUCUUCUUUUGUCUCUUUCUCUCUUCUUUUGUUUCUUUUCUUUUUCUUUUUUUUCUCUUUUCUCUCUUUUCUUUUUCUUUUUUCUUUCUCUUUUCUUUCUCUUUUCUCUCUUUUCUUUCUCUUUUCUCUCUUUUCUUUCUCUUUUCUCACUUUUCUUUCUCUUUUGUCUUUCUCUUCUUUCUCUUUUCCUCUUUUUUUUUCUCCUCUUUCUCUUUUCCUCUUUUUUCUUUCUUUUUUUCUCUUUUUUCUCUUCUUUCUCUCUCUUUCUCUCUUUUCUUUCUCUCUCUUUCUCUCCUUUCUUUUUUUCUUUUCUUUUCUUUCUUGUUUUCUUUUCUUUCUUGUUUUCUUUUCUUUCUUUUAUGAUCAGAUAUUCUUUAAGCAAUGGUGUUGUUGAAUUUUCUUUGUGCUUAUUUUUUGCCAAACUUAUAAGCUACACCUUCCUGUUUUGGCUUCCGAAUUAUAUAAACCAUGAAACUAAUGACAUGCAAACAUUGGCUAAUUACAAUGCUGAAAAGUCUGCUUAUCUAUCAACGCUAUUUGACUUUGGAGGAAUUUUAGGUGGAAUUUUUGCAGGUUUUGUGUCAGAUAAGCUUAAUUCUCGAGGUGCCAUUUGUAUGUUUAUGUUGGCAUUAGCAGCACCAAUGCUUUAUUUUUAUAACAUGUAUGGCAGUGAAAGUUUUGUUAAAAAUGUUUUGUUAUUAAUUAUCUGUGGUGCAUUUGUGAAUGGUCCAUAUUCUCUGAUAACGACAGCAGUCAGUGCUGAUCUUGGUACACACAGCAGCUUAAAUGGAGAUGCAAGGGCAUUGGCGACUGUCACUGCUAUAAUAGAUGGGACAGGCAGCAUGGGGGCUGCUGUUGGACCUUUCUUAACGGGAGUAAUUUCAGAAAAGUAUAGCUGGAACAGUGUCUUCUUUAUGUUAAUAGCAGCAGAUAUCCUUGCUUUCCUGGUGAGUACAUUCAUCACAUAUCAACGAAAUGAACUGAGCCCACUUCUACGGUACAUUCACUACAACACCCAUAAGUUCACAAGUGGACGUGCCAUGCAAGCAGUUUGGUUUUUCCUCAUGCUCUUAAUUAUGUAUUUCAUUGUUCAUUGCAACUAUAUGGUAUCUCCAUGGAGAUGA
This is a messenger RNA of Acanthosepion pharaonis, 2235 nucleotides long. The record is from the annotation of a GenBank genome assembly. Lineage: Eukaryota; Metazoa; Mollusca; Cephalopoda; Sepiida; Sepiidae.